CGCGAACGCGCCAGUCGUGUAUUCAGUGGCGCGCGCGCUAACGUUUCCACCGCGCCCGCAGUGUAGCCAGUUCAUCGUACACGGGAAAGUGCUCGCAAAUUAUACAAUUAGCAAAAUGAAUCGCGAAGCGAGAGAAAGAAAGGUCGCCGAUACCUUUGAGAAGUAUAAAAUUUCUGAAUGGGGAACGAGAACGUGCGCUCAAGUGGCUACGAAUGUGGUCGAGCAGAAGCACACGGUGUCGCGGGCGAAGCGGAGCCGCGCGCUCGGCAGCCGCGCUUUCCGCGGCAGCACCGUUUGGCUGACCGGCCUCAGUGGGGCUGGCAAGACCACUAUUGCGUUCGCGCUUGAAGCUUACUUGGUGUCUAAAGGCAUCCCCACAUACGCGCUAGACGGCGACAACAUCCGCACGGGCCUGAACAAGAACCUUGGGUUCUCGAAACAGGACCGCGAGGAGAACAUCAGGCGAGUCGCGGAGGUGGCCAAACUGUUUGCGGACAGCGGCCAUGUCUGCCUUUGCAGUUUCGUGUCGCCGUUUGCUGAGGAUCGAGAAGUCGCGCGCCGUACACAUACGGACUCUGGUUUCCCGUUCUUCGAAGUUUUCAUCGACACCCCGUUAGAAGUUUGCGAGCAGAGAGACACCAAGGGACUGUAUAAGAAAGCCAGAGAUGGACAGAUUAAGGGCUUCACUGGCAUCACGCAAGAGUACGAGCGGCCCGAAGCGCCCGAGCUGGUGGUGCAGACGGUGGGCAACUCCAUAGAGGAGUCCACCAUGCAAGUCGUGCGGCUAUUGGAGGCUAAUGGCAUUAUUCCAAGCUUCGAAGGCAACCAGCUUGGCGUCGAAGAGCUGUUCAUAUACGGGAACAGGUUGACCAGCGCUAUCGAGGAGGCGGCCAGGUUGCCGUCUGUCGAAAUUACCACUUUGGACCUUAUGUGGGUGCAGGUACUCUCAGAAGGAUGGGCUUAUCCUCUCAAAGGAUUCAUGCGGGAAAUUGAAUAUCUUCAAGCCUUAAACUUCAACUGCCUAACCCUCGCCGAGGGUUCCGUGGUCAACCAGUCAGUGCCCGUCGUAUUACCAGUGACCACCGAAAUCAAAGACAACCUGUCCGGCUCCGAGGCCAUCGCACUUGUGUAUGGCGGGAAGCCGGUCGCCAUAUUACGCGCUCCCGAAUUCUACCCGCACAGGAAGGAGUAUAGGUGUGGGAAGCAAUUCACUAUUCAACACACUGGACAUCCUUAUAUUAAGAUGAUCGAGGAAUCCGGCGACUGGCUGGUGGGCGGCAACAUCGAAGUGUUCGAGCGAGUGCGCUGGCACGACGGACUCGACUCGUACCGUCUCACGCCGAACGAGCUGCGAGCCAAGUUCCGGGAACUAGGGGCCGAUGCUGUGUUCGCGUUCCAGUUACGUAACCCGAUCCAUAACGGUCACGCGCUCCUGAUGCAAGACACGCAGCGGCAGCUGGUCGAGAGGGGGUUCAAAAAGCCGGUGCUACUGCUCCAUCCAUUAGGUGGAUGGACAAAAGACGACGAUGUGCCGUUGGAAACCCGGAUAAACCAGCACAAGGCGGUGCUCAGUGAAGGCGUUUUGGACCCGCAGUCUACUAUAUUGGCUAUCUUCCCCUCGCCUAUGAUGUACGCUGGACCUACUGAGGUGCAAUGGCACGCCAAGUGCCGUAUGAACGCCGGCGCCAACCACUACAUAGUGGGGCGGGACCCGGCGGGGCUCCCGCACCCGGCCGGCGGCGGCGACCUGUACGACCCGCGCUACGGGGCCAUAGUGCUCAAGAUGGCGCCCGGCCUUAACGAUCUCGAGAUCAUCCCGUUCCGCGUGGCGGCGUACGACACGUCCGUGGGGAAGAUGGCGUUCUUCGAUCCCACACGGAAGGAGGACUUCGACUUCAUAUCUGGAACACGGAUGCGAGGUCUUGCAAAGACUGGAAAGGAGCCACCCAAAGGUUUCAUGGCGCCAUCAGCCUGGAGAGUCCUUGCCGAAUAUUAUCAGUCGCUCAAAGCUAAAAUGGACACAAAUUAAGUUUUUUCCGCCCUAUCUAAUUAGUCAUAGAACUAUCGAAAUUUUGACCAAAUAAAUGAGCUUAAGCUCAUAUCAAAUCAGCUAACGAUUUAUUGGCUAAGUAUAUAAUGCAACGAUUGAUUAGAAAACUUAUCAUUCAAAGAGCCUAUGCACAAUUUUUUUUU
Cydia amplana is the source of this 2193-nucleotide messenger RNA. RefSeq names its product bifunctional 3'-phosphoadenosine 5'-phosphosulfate synthase (gene Papss). Lineage: Eukaryota; Metazoa; Arthropoda; Insecta; Lepidoptera; Tortricidae. The coding region runs from base 116 to 2029 and encodes 637 amino acids. Gene Ontology annotation, molecular function: sulfate adenylyltransferase (ATP) activity; ATP binding; adenylylsulfate kinase activity. The record is from RefSeq and is a predicted model, not a curated record. Gene Ontology annotation, biological process: 3'-phosphoadenosine 5'-phosphosulfate biosynthetic process; sulfate assimilation. The transcript has 14 exons.